Molecule: messenger RNA, 7248 nt
Organism: Paramecium sonneborni
Lineage: Eukaryota; Ciliophora; Oligohymenophorea; Peniculida; Parameciidae
Source: the annotation of a GenBank genome assembly
AUGUUUAAAACCAAUUUAGCUAUGAUUCUUUAACUUGAGAGACAACUAGAAAUACAAUUAAUGCGUUAUGAUUUAUAACACUAUGAAACUCAUAAGUUAUUACUUCAUUAUGUUAACCUAGCAAGUUCUUUUGCAGAUACAUAAUCAAUUCAUUAAUCAAUUGAUACUCUAACUAAAGGUAUAUCUUAGAAAUUAUAUUUAAAGCUUAUAAAAAACUAUUUCCUUAAAAUAAAUCUAUAACAUCUUAAUUUUCAAAUUAACAUUGGAGAUUAUUGAUAGUUAUUGCUAUAAAAUUAAGUAAAUCUUUAGAAAUUGAUGGACAGUUGCAAUAAGGAUUAAAUAUUUUGAUAUAGCUAGAAUUGCUAAUUAAAUAAAAUAAAAAAAGUCUUGAAUGGGCGAAUUAAGUAAAUCUCUAAGAAUUGUACUAUAUUAUUGCAAAAUUUUGGGAUAAAUUAUAAAAUAAAGAAAAAAAAUACUAUGCAGCUAACGAAUGCAUAUUGUUAAUCAAAAGUUAAAAAGGUAGUAAUCAUUCAAAGAAUCAAUUAAAAAUGCUUAUUUAAAUGUUAGAAUUUCAAAUAGAGACCAAAAACUCUAUCAAUAAUCAAAUUUUAUUAUAUUCAGAGAUUUAUAAAUAUUAAAAGUAACUUCUAGGAGAUGAAAAUUAGGAAACUUAAAAAACUUUAUUCAGAAUAAAAUAAAUAAAAUAAUAAAUACUAUUUGAAUUAGAAAUCGAAGAUCUUAGUAAGAUUGAGUUUACAAAAUCUAUUUCUAAACAAGAAUCCUUCAAAUUAAUUAAAGAUAAAAUUAAGCCAAGUGUACAAAUUAAAAAAAAUACAGAUUUAUAAAAUUUGAUUAAACCCUCCUAAAUUAAACAAUAUUAAAGAAGAAGUUCAUUUCAUUCGAUAAAUAGAAAUAAUUCAUAAUCAUAAACAUCCUUUUAAAAUAACUAUAAUUUCAGAAACAGUGUUGAAAAUUUGAAAAAGUUAAAUGAUUAAACAACUAAUACAAAACUAAAUUCAAGAACUUUGAGUUAAGGAGAAAAUCAGUUUUAUUAUUUUAUGAAUUGCAAUAACCAAGAGUAAAUUUAAUUCUAACUUUAGAGAGAGAAAUAAAACUGAUAUGACUUAAUUUUAAACUAUUCACAGCAAAAAUCCAAAUUAACCUAUUUCAUCUUGUUUCAUCAAUAGAUAAAAUUAAACCUAAUCGAAUUUAGAUGAUAAAAAUUUUAAUAUAGACUAAAAUAUUUAAAUAUUAAAUUUAAUGCUUUAAAGGCCAAAAAUGAAAAUUAAUUAAUAAAAUUAAAUUAAGCAUUCACAAUAUUUAAACUUACUUAAUUCAUCAAAAAAUAAAACAUCUUCAUUUAGUGUUCAUCCUAUAGAUGAUCCUUUGAAAAAGAUUUUGAAAAAAAUAAAUACAUAAGAGUUUAAUAAUUCAAGAAAAAAUCAAUAAGUAAUAGCUUUCGAUUUGAGCACUAAAAAAUCUAAUUAAGUAAUAGAAACGAUACAUUAGCUCACUUCUAAAAAAUCUAUAAAUAUUUUAGGUAUUUAGAAUUUUAUUAUAAUUUUGCAGGUGAUCUUAUCAUAUAAUAAAAUUAAUUUGAAUAUUAUGAAAAUAAUAUGGAUAAAAUUUUAAGAAUAUAAAGAUAUGUUAAACGGAAAAUUGACUCAAUUAGAAUAAAAAAUGAUUUAAUUUCCAAAAAUAAAGAAGAUAAUGAAGAAAAAAUGUCCGAAAAACCUUCAGAAACUGUAGUAUAACCUAAGAUUUUUCGAAAUGUAAUUAGACGUAGUCUGACUUCAUCAGUAGAGUCAUUAAAAUUUAAUCAUAGAAAAGAAGCUUUUUUAUAACCAAAAAAAUUUUAGAUGAAAUCAAAAGAUUUCUCUUUUUAUAGUUAAGCUAGCAGCAAUUUAAUGAAUAUAAAAUCUGAAAGUGAAAUAUAUGAAAAGUAAUAAUGAUUAUGUUAUUCUUAGAGAAAAAACCCAAGAGUCAUAAUAAUAUCAAAAAGUACUUGAAAUUUUAAAUUCUGGAUUUGAAUAUAAAGUUUAAGGAGAAUGUAAUUUUUUUUGUUCAGAUCAAUCUGAUUAGAUAUUAAGAUUCAUAGGAUUUAAGACAAAAAUAAUGAAUAAUCAAUUAGUUUUUAGUUUCACAAUUGAAAAAUUAAUCAGAUCUUAUUAAAUCUAUUUGCCAAUUUAAUUUGUCUCUUAACAUUGGCUUUCUUUAAGUUAAUUUGAUAGCCUUUCUUUUUGCUAAUCUCAAUUGGAAGAAUUUAUAGAACAAAAUCUAACAAAAAUUUCACAAGCUUCUUUUAUUUUAAUGUAUAAGGGUGAUAAUUUUGAUGAAAAUUUGGCAUCUAUAAUAUAAUUAUUUUCUAUCAUAAUGGUCAAUACUUGUGAGUAGACAAAAAUUAUUGGUAAGAAAUUAUAUUUUACAAAUAAACUUUAAGUAAAAUAUAGCAGGAAAUUAUUAUAAUCAUAUUACCAAAAAUAAAGAUCAGAAAAGAGACAGUAUUAUUUUAAACCUUAAAAUUUGUUGACAGAUGAUUUUAGUAUGAAGAUUACUUUGAGAGUUAGUUAAACUGACCUAAAUGUUAGGGAAUCAAUUGAAAAUUGUUCUUAAAAAAUGGAGGAAAAAAUUUAAAAUGGUAAUGCAAUUUACACAAUAAAAACAAAUCCUAUUUUCGAAUCAGUAGAAGAUAAUAAACCAGUAGGUGAAUUAAUCUUACUUGAAGAGCCUCAAAUAUCAUGUCGAUAAAUGCUUGAUGUUUCUAUAAGGGAUCCUGAAAUAAAUUAAAUUUAGUUGAAAGCUGUAAAUAUUCCAAAAAAUUUACAAUAAAACUAAAAUUAGGAGAUAUAACGUUUUAGUCCGUAAUUAUUGUCUAUUUCAAAAAUAAAAUAUCCAUAAAGAAAUUAAUCUGCAUUUAUUCCAACUAGUUAAAAAAAAAAAGAUUCAUAAGUAUUGGAACCUGGAUCAUUUUAGAGAAAAGUUACUAAAAAUCACUAAACUUCUGUUUAAUUUGUUGAAGAAUCACCCUCUAGUUAAUCAUAAAAAUCAAUGGUUUCAUUAAAUAAUUAGUCAAAAUAUUUAGAUCUAUAAUUUCCAUCUUUAUCCUAAAGUGCUUCAUUAAGUUUUUAACCACCUUUAACUUCUUUUCAUAAAAAAAAUGUUGCAAAUAUCUCUUCCUCAUAAUAAGGUAUUUUCUCUUCUGGCCAUAAUCUAUUAGAUACUCAAAUAAAUUUAAUUGGAAAUGAAUUAUUUGAUACUGAUGCUCUAAAAAUCAUCGAUCUUAUACCUGAAUAUGAAAAUGAAUUAGAUUAAAAAUUUAUAACUGUUUUCAAAAAAUGUGAUGAUUUUACAGUUUCAUCUAAGUGGAAAAAAACAAGAAAAGUUAGAAUUUAAAAUUUUGAUUUUGAAUAUUUCUGGAAUUAAUCCAAAUAUGAAAAAUAAAUAUUUAAGUCGAUAUACAACAAUCCUUUUAAUUUAUGUGAAAUAAUUUUAAUAGGAAUAAUAAAAAUUGAAAAAUAUUAUUUUAUUGUAAGUGUAAGCUAAAUUUUAAAGGAGAAUAUUGAGUUAUUUAAUCAAUAGGUGAUGAACAUGAAAGAUUUAGUAAAAAUUUAAAUUACUUUUGAAUUAAUAUUUCCUUAUGAUAAUGUUUGGAAAGAUUAAGCUAAUUUUACAUUUAAAGAAUUUAUUAAAUGGUUUGUUCCAGAUUUUGAAUUAUCGCUAUAUGUUUAAAAAUUUGGAUUAAGUCAAUUACAAAAAAUUUCUGCUCUUAAAUAUUUGAGUCGAUUCGCUCAUAUUAAGGAUUCAAAACUAAAAUUUGAAUUUUAUGAAGAAUAAAAAAAUAGAUCUAUCAUAAAAAAUAUUUAGAGAAGAACUUUAGAAAUCUAAAGAAUUGAAGUUAUCGAAAGUAUUUUUUUAAGAGAUAAAAUUGAUAUUAGUUACUUUUCAAAUUUAGGAUUAGAAUAGUUAUAUUAAGAUUUGUUAAAAGAUAGAGAAAAAAACAAUUUUAAAUAAAAAAAAAGAGACAUUAGAUAUUAAGCUUUCUUAUAAUUAACAAAUCCUAGUAAACUUGAUCCAAUAACUUAAAUUCCAAAAUUUAUUGGUCUAGAUUACGAAGGCGAAUUUGAAGAAAAAACUAUUUAGAUGCCAAAUUAUAAGGAAUUGAAAUUAUUGCAAUAAUAUAAUACAUUAGUUUUAAAAAAUCAAAAAAAAUAAAUAUUUAGACAUUAUUUAACUUACUAUAUAUGGAAUAAUGGAUAUUUAAAAAUUUGGAGACCAUUCCAAAGGAAAAUAUGGUAAUAAAUCUAAAUACAAAACAAAGAAAAAUUACUUAAUACUAUUUAAUGUAGGUUAAGAAAUUAUUUCUUAAAUUAAUUGAUUUGCAAGACUUUAAGUUUAAAUGGGAAGAAACUUAUGUAAAAAUAAUACUUUAAAUAAGAUUAAUAUUGUAAUGAUCAAAACUUGCUUUAUAAUUAUUUUUAAUUAGUAUAAUUUACUAAUUAACAAUUUUACUAAUUCUUAACUAUAUUGUAUUAUCAAUUAUUUAAAAGUGAUCAAUUUAAAAAUUUUUGGGAUUCUUUUUUUAUUUAAUAUAAAAAAUUAUCACACAGUAAAAUAGCUUAAUUAGGAUAUUGUUUAUUAGAAAUCACAAUAUUUUUUGAUAAACCUAAGGGUAUAUUAAAGCAACUAAGAAGAAGAUAUAUUUUGAUUAAAGUAAACCUUUUCUGUAAAAAAAAUAUGAAAACUAAAAUGUAUAAAUUAAUAUUAACCCUUGAAGAUUUAUAAAAUACUUUAAAUAAAUUGUAUGAUGUAAAUCACUAUAAUAUCAUUGAAAUCUUGUUUAAUGAUAUUUAGAUAUUAAUUUGUAACCACCUUUGUUAUGAAAGGUUUAUAAAUUCAAGGCAUGCAAUUAUAAUUAUUAGAAAUAUCAAAUAAGGCAAAACUCUAAAAUUUAUAAAUUCAUUACCAUGGGUUUUGAAUUUUAACUAUGACAAUCUUGAUGUAACUCCAUAUCCUAAAAAAUUUUAAUUAUUCUAUCAAGAAGUAAUUUGUUCAAGAUUAAUCUAUAAUAUGAUAUAAUUUAUUUAGUUACCUUUUUGUAUUGUAAAUAGAUAUCAAUAUAAUAAGAUUUAUUUAUAAUAAAGUAGAAUUCCUUGUAUAAUAAUUAUUGAAGAAUUUCAAGAUAUUAAAACUUAUCUUUUAUAGNGCGAAUUUGAAGAAAAAACUAUUUAGAUGCCAAAUUAUAAGGAAUUGAAAUUAUUGCAAUAAUAUAAUACAUUAGUUUUAAAAAAUCAAAAAAAAUAAAUAUUUAGACAUUAUUUAACUUACUAUAUAUGGAAUAAUGGAUAUUUAAAAAUUUGGAGACCAUUCCAAAGGAAAAUAUGGUAAUAAAUCUAAAUACAAAACAAAGAAAAAUUACUUAAUACUAUUUAAUGUAGGUUAAGAAAUUAUUUCUUAAAUUAAUUGAUUUGCAAGACUUUAAGUUUAAAUGGGAAGAAACUUAUGUAAAAAUAAUACUUUAAAUAAGAUUAAUAUUGUAAUGAUCAAAACUUGCUUUAUAAUUAUUUUUAAUUAGUAUAAUUUACUAAUUAACAAUUUUACUAAUUCUUAACUAUAUUGUAUUAUCAAUUAUUUAAAAGUGAUCAAUUUAAAAAUUUUUGGGAUUCUUUUUUUAUUUAAUAUAAAAAAUUAUCACACAGUAAAAUAGCUUAAUUAGGAUAUUGUUUAUUAGAAAUCACAAUAUUUUUUGAUAAACCUAAGGGUAUAUUAAAGCAACUAAGAAGAAGAUAUAUUUUGAUUAAAGUAAACCUUUUCUGUAAAAAAAAUAUGAAAACUAAAAUGUAUAAAUUAAUAUUAACCCUUGAAGAUUUAUAAAAUACUUUAAAUAAAUUGUAUGAUGUAAAUCACUAUAAUAUCAUUGAAAUCUUGUUUAAUGAUAUUUAGAUAUUAAUUUGUAACCACCUUUGUUAUGAAAGGUUUAUAAAUUCAAGGCAUGCAAUUAUAAUUAUUAGAAAUAUCAAAUAAGGCAAAACUCUAAAAUUUAUAAAUUCAUUACCAUGGGUUUUGAAUUUUAACUAUGACAAUCUUGAUGUAACUCCAUAUCCUAAAAAAUUUUAAUUAUUCUAUCAAGAAGUAAUUUGUUCAAGAUUAAUCUAUAAUAUGAUAUAAUUUAUUUAGUUACCUUUUUGUAUUGUAAAUAGAUAUCAAUAUAAUAAGAUUUAUUUAUAAUAAAGUAGAAUUCCUUGUAUAAUAAUUAUUGAAGAAUUUCAAGAUAUUAAAACUUAUCUUUUAUAGAUUUACAUUCCAAAGUCAUGUAGAAGAUUCAUAACUAAUCUGCAUUUUAAUUAAAUAAAUACACUGAGUGAUAUGAGUUUGGAAAUAAUUAGUGAGAAUAGUUAAACACAAACAAAAAAAUAAGGGAAAUAGUGGUAAGAUUUAAUUAAAAGUUUUAAAUUUUCUAUGAAUUAAGAAAGAAAAUUAUUGUUAAAGAUAGAAAAGAUAUAAACUGAAUAAAUUUUAUAGGAAGUUCUAUGUUAUAAAAUUAAAUCAGUAAGGAAAACAAAGGAAGCAAUACUUUUUAAAAUGUUUGUUGAAUAUAAACGAAAAUAAGGAUUUGAAUACUCAAAUUUUCACUUCCCUAUGAAGAUAACCGAAGCAAAAGAUAUAAAUAUGGUGUUGCAAUUAUAAUGGUUAAAUUAAUAAGAUAAGAUAUAAUCCUAUAAAUUACCAUUAUAUGAAUAAUUAAUGGGAUAUUUUGAUAAAUACUUUCCUCAUAAAAAUAUCUUUGAUUUUAAAUUUAGGAUUAUAGAUUUGAUAAAAAUGAGUGAAAUUUAAGUAGAAAGCAUUUUAAUUAAUUAUUCUUUGAAUAUAGAGGCAUAAAAUAAUAAUUUAGAUUUUUAGAUGUCUCAUUAAAUUCAUAAAAAUGAAUGUCGAAUAAAAUUAAAUAUAAAUCUAAGAAUAUUAUAAAUUAAUAAAUCUGGAUUUAAACUUCUCUUUAGAGGUGUUUUGAUGGUAAAACCUUAAAUAUUAGUAGGAAUAUAUGAAAAAUAAUAAAAAACAAAAUUGUAUUUUUAGAUAUAACGAGUGAAUGAUGGCUAACAAUUUAUGUAUAAAGUUUAAUUUGAAGAUAUAGAUAAUUAAUUUCCAGGAUUUAAUUAGAAUUUGAAAAUGGAUCAAAGAGGAACAGGAGCUAAAAUUUUUAGAAUGUUCAGAAGAAAAUUGAUUUAUUAAUGUUAAUAUCAAUUAAAUUGA